This is a messenger RNA of Acanthopagrus latus (yellowfin seabream), 2709 nucleotides long. It is a transcript of the gene nherf2, whose product is annotated as Na(+)/H(+) exchange regulatory cofactor NHE-RF2. The coding region runs from base 616 to 1875 and encodes 419 amino acids. The record is from RefSeq and is a predicted model, not a curated record. Gene Ontology annotation, cellular component: apical plasma membrane. NCBI's taxonomy places the organism in Eukaryota, Metazoa, Chordata, Actinopteri, Spariformes, Sparidae. Gene Ontology annotation, biological process: protein localization to plasma membrane. Gene Ontology annotation, molecular function: signaling receptor binding; protein-membrane adaptor activity. The transcript is spliced from 6 exons.
UGUCCUCCGCGUAAACGCAUCUUGGGUCAGAGAUCUCGUGAUGAAUAUUCUUCACAUGAAGCAUUUACACCCUCCUUACUGUUCGCAGGCUAUCAUGUUCAGCCUGCAUGUCGCGGCUACGUCAGGUGUGCGCUGCGGGGGACGUAGAGGUGGCAUGUGUUGUUGACGCCUCUUCACUCUCGCACCGGGUCGGACAGGAGGACACACGCCCCGCUGACAAGGAGCAUUAAGUGUUACGUGCAAGGAGCAGCUUUCUAAUCUCUGAUCUCUUGGAUUACUCCUCCGAUGGACUGGAUUUGGCUCCUGUCGGUGGUUUUGGGGCCAUUAUUUUACGCACGGCGUGCACCGCUUUUGUGCAGCUCAUAUUUGCGCCCCUGGCAUUUGCAUGAUGGAUUAAACUCAUUAGUUUUAGCCUAGUUUUUGAUUUGAGCCCCCUGAACAAUUGUGGAUUAUUUAUGGACUCGCAUCAUGCUUAAUGAUGAUGAUCUUUUGGUCACAGGAGCGCGCAGCGGCACUUUGGAUUAAGAGUCAGGGACCUUCCUCCGCUCUUGGGGCAAGCACCUGUUUAUUCUCCUGAGACACUUUGACCUGCUUUUCGGCUAUUGACGCGCUGGGAUGGAUAGCGAGCUGAGACCCAGGCUCUGUUUCUUGACCAAAGGAGAGCGCGGAUAUGGGUUUCACCUGCACGGAGAGCGGAAUAGGGGCGGGCAGUUCAUCCGCAAAGUGGAGCCCGGCUCCUCGGCGGACCUGGCCGGGCUGCGACCGGGGGACAGGGUGGUGGAGGUGAACGGGGAGAAUGUGGAGAAGGAAAACCACCAUCAAGUGGUGAACCGUAUCCGUGAGGUGCCCCACCGCACCAGGCUGCUGCUGGUGGACAGAGACACGGAUGACUUGCUCCGCAGCCGUGGCCUGGCCUGCACAGAGGACCUGGCCAUUGAGAUGGGGACCCUCUCCCCGCGCCCCUCACCGGGGCCCACCCCUUCCACCUCUCCCAUACCGAGAGGGAGCUCGCCCCAGACACCCAAACCCAACCACACACUCUCAUUCCACCCCCCUGCUGCAGAGUCACCCACAAGCACGACCACACAAGGCAAGGUCAAGAGAUCCUCGGUGACAUCAAGUGCAGGCACAGACACAGAGGUGCAGGUGCAGCCCUCACCAGAGCCGCUGGUUGAGCUCGUUCCCCGUCUGUGUCAUCUGGUGAAAGGGGAGAAUGGCUAUGGCUUCAACCUGCACAGCGAUAAGACGAAGCGUGGACAGUUUGUGCGUUCGGUGGACCCCAACUCAGCUGCUGAGAGUGCAGACAUCAGGCCUGGAGACAGACUAGUGGAGGUGAACGGUGUGAACAUAGAGGGCCUGAGGCACUCAGAGGUGGUGGCAUUCAUUAGAGCAGGAGGGGAGGAAGUGCGCCUCCUAGUGGUUGACCCAGAGACAGACGAGCUCUUCCACAGACUGGGGAUCACCCCCACCACCAGCCAUGAAAAAGAGGUCUAUGUGGAUGAUUCAGCCUCAGAUAGCGCCCCGCCCACACCGUCUCCGACCACUGAACUCCCCGUCGCAGAUCUCCCAAUCAUAAACGUCACGCUGACAGACUCCCCGAUCGCAAAAUCAUCUCCAAAAUCCCGGACCAACGGGAGCUCAGCAUCUCAGUCCUCAAGGAGUUCCAACACCCAAUCAGAGAUCAGCAGCUCGGACAUGAGUUUCCAGGUCCCCGAUGAGGACGACAGGUGUGCUUCGGACCCUUUCGUAGACAGCGGCCUGCGUCUGAGCCCAACAGCUGCUGAGGCUAAACAAAAGGCCCUAGCCUGUCGCAACAAGAAGAGAGCACCUCCUAUGGACUGGACCAAGAGACAAGAGAUCUUCAGCAACUUUUGACUGCAAAAUGCAAGGAGAGACAAAGGGAAGUGCAAGAGCUGCACAGAACAAGGAAAGAUAUUGUAGUUCCUAACUGUUAUAUUGUUAUCUUAACUACUGUACCUCAAUCUUGCAGAGGCACAGGAAAAUAAAAAGAAAAUGAGAUGGUUAGUGACAUUGAUAGAUAUUAUCUUCAGUUCUGCUCUAUGAUGCCAGAUAUAAAAUAGUAUUGUCUAGAUGCUUACUUCACAGUAUCUUUAAGGACAAAGACUGAGAAACACACUGCGUUAAUGACUGUCAGAACAUCUACUGAGAGACACAUCCAUGCAAAUGGUGCCUGCUCAGCACACAGAGCGUUUCUCUUUAUUAAAUCACAGCCACUUCAGAGCCAUGAGUAGUGACUUUAACACUAUACCAGCCUGUUCGUCUGAUUUUGUGCCGUAUUUGCUGUAGAUAGACUUUCCUGUUGCAACUCUGGUGGGUUCUGUUUCCUGGAACAGUUUCAUGUCUUUUCAAAUUUCAGUGAGCUCAUUGUGAGUCCUGGAUUAGUUGUCUCGAUAUUAACAUUUCGUUUUGUCGUUUAUAAUUUAGCUCGUCACUUUAAAUGUAAAUACAGAGGAGAUGGGAAAGGAUAAGUUAUGAAAUGAUGUUGGAUCACCUCAGUGCUUCUCUUCAAUGUUAUAGGGACUAAUGUAAAGAAAAGAAAGAGAUGUUUGAGUAGAAAGAAAAAACUGUUGAAACUCUGAUCUCAUGUUGUAGCCCUUUGAGGAUUUUCUUCUCAAAUGUGCUUGGUUGAAACUUGUCACAAUGGAAAAUAAACUCUUGGAUUAUGUGUAAAUGCCACAACAGAAUGUC